Wasmannia auropunctata (little fire ant) is the source of this 962-nucleotide messenger RNA. RefSeq lists its product as uncharacterized. Bases 66 to 962 code for a protein of 298 amino acids. NCBI's taxonomy places the organism in Eukaryota, Metazoa, Arthropoda, Insecta, Hymenoptera, Formicidae. The record is from RefSeq and is a predicted model, not a curated record. The transcript has 4 exons.
AUUUCUUUGUUUAUCCAACAGAGUACUGCUGUGAGCUGUCAGCUGUAGGCUGUAGGGUUAGAAAUAUGGUUGGAUGUACAAUACCCUUUUGUAAUAACAGAUCGGAGAAAGGAUAUAUUAUGAAACAAUUUCCAAAAGAUCCAAAACGCAAAAAAGAAUGGAUUAAAAGUAUAAGUAGCAAAUAUAAAAAUUGGACAUUAUCAUCAAAAAAUCCAUAUUUGUGUGAGGUACAUUUUUCUCCUGAAAUGUGGGAACAGAGAAUGGAUAACAAAAAAAAAUUAAAACUAAAUGCAGUGCCAGAAAUUUUUGAAUUUUUUUUGAAGAAAAAAAUUGUGGAAGGUGUACUUGAUACAUCAUCGACAAUCAAUGCGGUUGAAGGUGAACUUAUUAAUACAUCAUCGGCAAUCAAUGCGGUUGAAGGUGAACUUAUUAUUACAUCAUCGACAACCAAUGUGAUUGAAGAUGAACUUAUUAAUACAUCAUCGACAACCAAUGUGAUUGAAGAUGAACUUAUUAAUACAUCCUCGACAAUCAAUGCAGUCCCCAGUACAUCGUCAACAGAAUGUAUAAUAACUAAUAUCGAUACACAAAAAGAAAAGGAUGAAAAUCAAAAAAGAGAAGAAAAAAUUCGAAAACUGGAAAGGCGUUUAUUUCUUCAGCGCAAAAAAAUAAAGAUUUUAAGAUUAACAUUACAAACAUUUAAAAAUAAAACUAACAAUGAUAAAUAUAAAAAAGCUUUAAAGAAAAUAUGCAAUGAGGAUCAAAUUAGAGCUUUAUUUACAAAAACAGGAAGAACAAGAAAUUGGCUUAACGUAACUGUUCAACGUGCGCUUAGAUUGAGAUUUACUUGUGGUAUGAAUGGUUACGAAGAACUUUUGAAACAAGGAAUCAAUGUGUCCAUGCUCUCCACAUUCGAAGCACUUGGUGCCCCGUUCCUUCGUCGGACAUGUUACACCCAUUAG